Triticum turgidum subsp. durum (durum wheat) is the source of this 360-nucleotide messenger RNA. NCBI's taxonomy places the organism in Eukaryota, Viridiplantae, Streptophyta, Magnoliopsida, Poales, Poaceae. The record is from the annotation of a GenBank genome assembly.
AUGCCAUGGAUCCGUACGGGAAGCCGCGCUCUGGCCUUCCUCGUCGUCACCGGCGACCCCCGCCUCGCCACCCGUCUCCGGAUCAGCCUCCCCAGCCCCCGUCGUGCACGUAUUCGGCCCCUGCAAGCUUCAGCCAUCGCCGACGCUCUGCAUCAAGCAACCCCAAAACGAGAGCAACGCAAGCGGGAGAAAAAUGACGGGCUGCUAAUGACAAAAAUGAUGGACCAAUUGAGAGUAGGAUUCUUCGGGACGCCGAAAUAUUGUGCAUCAUAUGAGCUGUGGUAUUAUUUGAAUCUUGGUGCAAAAAUUCAGACCAAUGUAUUCUACCUACUGUUGCUUCUCAGCUUCAACAUCAUUUGA